UUAGGUGGUCCGCAGACGCUGGCUUGUGACAGAGGGGGAGAAGGAAGGCCUGCGUAAAGGUUCCUCUCCAUCACUUCGCUCCCGGGCACCCUCGGAACAAACCCCAACACCCCGGCCCCGCGGCUAGCCCCUUCCCCUAGGCUCUCUCCGCUCGAUUUCGCCACCGUUAUGUGGGAAGCGAAUCCGCAGCCAGUCAACUUUAAAACAUGAAGGAAAAAUCAAGAAAGUAAUCAUAAAGCAUUCCUUGGAGAGAGUUUCAAAACAUGAAUUAAAAGUAACAAGCCCCCUUCACUGAGCUCAGGAGAUGUUUCACAAAGCAGAAGAAUUCUUACCCAAAAGGACAGAGAUGGAUGAGAUGGACACAUCAGAUACCCAGUGGGGCUGGUUUUACUUGGCAGAAUGUGGGAAGUGGCACAUGUUUCAGAAAUGAAGCAAGUAAAUCUCACCACUGGAAAACAGCGCUUAAUAAAAAGAGCCCCCUUUUCUAUCAGUGCUUUCAGUUAUAUCUGUGAAAAUGAGGCUAUCCCCAUGCCACCACACUGGGAGAACGUGAAUACUGAAGUGCCCUAUCAGCUUAUUCCUUUGCAGAAUCAAACACAUGAAUAUAAUGAAGUUGCUAGUCUCUUUGGGAAAACAAUGGAUCGCAACAGAAUUAAAAGAAUUCAGAGAAUUCAAAACCUAGACUUGUGGGAGUUCUUUUGCAGGAAAAAGGCUCAGCUCAAGAAAAAACGAGGUGUGCCUCAGAUUAAUGAACAAAUGCUGUUUCAUGGCACCAGCAGUGAAUUCGUGGAAGCAAUCUGCAUUCAUAACUUUGAUUGGAGAAUAAAUGGCAUACAUGGUGCUCUCUUUGGAAAAGGAACCUAUUUUGCUAGAGAUGCUGCUUACUCCAGUCGCUUCUGCAAAGAUGACAUAAAACAUGGAAACACGUUCCAAAUUCAUGGCGUAAGCUUGCAACAACGGCAUCUAUUUAGAACAUACAAAUCUAUGUUUCUUGCUCGAGUGCUGAUUGGCGAUUACAUAAAUGGAGACUCCAAAUACAUGCGACCUCCUUCUAAAGACGGUAGCUAUGUGAAUUUAUAUGACAGCUGUGUGGAUGACACCUGGAAUCCAAAGAUCUUUGUGGUGUUUGAUGCCAACCAGAUCUAUCCUGAGUACUUAAUAGACUUUCAUUGAUUUCACUUCCAAAUCUCAGUGGUCAAGGAAGUUUUAUUCUGUUUUUGCAGGAAGAUUUGCUCUCCUGUCAUCUAGCCACUAAAUGGUAAUUAUCUGGUACUUCUGAAACAGAUAUGGGGAAAAAAAAUGGCCUCCAUAUAAAAAGAAAUACUGACUUUAAGGUUGGUUUUUUUGUUGUUUUGUUUUUGUCUUGUUAUUCAUGGUCUUAUCUGUUGAAGAUCGGUGUGAUUGCCAUUUUAACACCUCAGGGUGAAAGAUGCCACUCCAAAUUGAAUCCGCUAAGUCUCAAGUGACAUGGCCGUUUAGAGUUUUUAAAGUUUAUGUGUGUGUUAUCAGGAUAAAUGUUUUCAAUUCAAAUGGACGUAUACAUAUAUAUGUUCUAAAAAUAAAAAUAUAGACAUGAAUGUGUCCCAUCAGAGGAAUUGAUCCUCUGUAAAUUGAAUUCUGAUAUUCUUGUCUACCAAUCAAUAUGUUGCUUUGUUGGUCUUCUGAAGGGGGGAUUUAAAACCUUGAAGUGGGCUGUGUACCUUGAGAGAGGUCAGAAAUAAGACAAUUAUUUGCAGUGCUGCCAAACAAGCCAGAAGGGGAAAAUCAAGGUAGAGGGCCCUGCUUUCGAUUGCCUUAGGGUCGUGGGCUGCAGCCUCAGACUUGCUCAUGUCCCUGUCCUGUCUCCUGCAUCUGAAUUGACAAAAUGCUGCAGACUGUAAUUUGCCUACGGUUCUUCCACCAGGGCUCUUGAGAGUUCUUGUACCGAGACUUGCUGCCCAAGGUAUUUAUUGCAUCUUCAAAAUGCAACUUUUAUUUAUUAGAACAUUUAUUUUCCCUUUGUUUAUGGGUCCCUAAAAUGAUUACUUCUAAGCUAUUUUUAUGUGCUUCCCCACCACCACACACAGCUAUUCAACAGUGAUUUAUAAAAUUCACAUUUCUAAGUUUUAUCUCCCCAUUUUGAAUCAUUGCAGAAAGCAGGGGGCUGCGUGGAGCAAAUCUGGUUUAUUCCUUUGAGUAGCAAUUGACAAUCUACUACUCUCUUGAAAAGUUGGAUACAAUUCAUAAUCAUACUUAAUGGAUAUUUGUUUACCUGUCCCAUCUGUUUUGCUAUUCUCUUCUAAGGAGGAGCAAGUAUGUUGCAACAGUUUCCUGCCGUUAAAGGUAUUCCAGCAGAUGCUGGACUACAGCUUGGCAGAGACGUUGUAUAGGAGUUCAGGUCUUCGCUGGGGGAAUUGGCCGAAUGAUUGUUGAGAGUUUUUCCAACCUUGAUUUUCCAUGAUUCUACUUGGGGAAAAAGAGAGCACUUAGAUCAAGCCUUUCCAGAAAACCUUUUCCUAAUUCAGUCUAACACUGAACUCUCUCUCUUAUCCUGACCCAGUUUGGGCUGAGAGGUAACUUCUCAAGAAAAGUCUAGUAAAUGCCUAUGGCCGGUGGCCGGGUUGUUCAGCUCAAUCAUUUGAAUUGGGAAGGCAUCUAGAAAUAAUAGGAAGAGUGUGGAGCAAGAUUAGAAGUGGCACUUCUCCAGCUGCCAUGUAUCCCCACGUGUUUAUUAUAGCCCAGAAUACUCCUAAUUGUGCAGUUGAAAGUAAGUAAGUAGUACACAGGAAAUUGCACGUUUAAUACUUUGAAACCAAGCGACAACAGAGAUUUCCUGACUCAGAGGUGCCGACUAACAGCCUGCACAGGUUUUGAUGAAGUGCUGUGAAUAUUCCAAAAGAACACAUUUUAGAAACAUGCAGAGGUCAUCUUGGAAAUCAUUGGAGGGCAAGUCCCUCGGCCUCCUUCUGGGAGGUAGCACAGCUUUGCUCUAGCCCCAUUCACAAAACACAAUGCCAGACACAUUAGGGAUUCAGAUUUUGAAAAUCUUUGUGUGUUAUUUCUUAUUUACAUAUCCAAAAUGUUAAAAUAAUCCCCACUUCAACAUGACUGUCUUUUUUUUCCAAUUUAACCUGAUUGCCUCUUCCAUCAGUUGAGUGGAAUAACUGUUGUAGUAUUUGGGGGUUAUUUUUCUUUUAGACAUGUGCAGAUCUUAUUUCAAGGUAACUAAGAGCUCAGAGCUGAGAUUUGCAGGGAAUUCUGAACUUAACCAUUUGGUUCUUAUGUAAGUAGAGUGCACUGCAAUAAACAUUGUAAGAAAGAACUGUACUGUUGUUCUUGUCUGAGAAUCUACCACCAACUCUCCUGUUACAAGGAUUUUAAUAGUUUGUUGUGAUGUGAUAGUGUCAAGUUAAUUGAUGUUAAAAGUCGAUUUCUUUGUUUUGAUAAGUAGAUUGAGUUGAGAACCAUAAAAUCAGUAUAUAUACUGGACUGGACACAACAAUUUAUCAUUUUUUCCUCUUGUCAUCACAUAGUAUGGGUGGAAGAGUGAAGAGAAGACAUUCCAGAUUAAAGAAUAAAUGAUUUUAAACAUUCUGCAUUUAAAUUCCAGCUGAUAGUAAUUUUUCCUUUUCACUUUGGUGUUAUCAGCCUCAGGAUAAAAAAAAAAAUGUGUCUAUAAGAAAUAGUUUCAUAAAUCUUGCAGUUAUGAGCAGGAAGGUUUUGUAUUAGUGCAGCUUUCAUUUCCAGACUACCAUGGUGAUGAUGAUAAAGAAU
Rhinolophus ferrumequinum (greater horseshoe bat) is the source of this 3753-nucleotide messenger RNA. RefSeq names its product poly(ADP-ribose) polymerase family member 11 (gene PARP11). The transcript is spliced from 8 exons. Gene Ontology annotation, molecular function: NAD+ poly-ADP-ribosyltransferase activity. The record is from RefSeq and is a predicted model, not a curated record. The coding region runs from base 400 to 1173 and encodes 257 amino acids. Lineage: Eukaryota; Metazoa; Chordata; Mammalia; Chiroptera; Rhinolophidae.